Manacus vitellinus (golden-collared manakin) is the source of this 3569-nucleotide messenger RNA. It is a transcript of the gene FTO, whose product is annotated as FTO alpha-ketoglutarate dependent dioxygenase. Gene Ontology annotation, biological process: DNA alkylation repair; RNA repair; regulation of multicellular organism growth. Gene Ontology annotation, molecular function: mRNA N6-methyladenosine dioxygenase activity; ferrous iron binding; broad specificity oxidative DNA demethylase activity. Lineage: Eukaryota; Metazoa; Chordata; Aves; Passeriformes; Pipridae. Bases 128 to 1603 code for a protein of 491 amino acids. The record is from RefSeq and is a predicted model, not a curated record. The transcript has 9 exons.
GUUACAUCGGUUGAGUGUGCUGUGCAUGUGCAUGACUGGUCUGUGUGAACCAAAAUCCGGCCCUGUUGAUUUAUGAGAAAGGAAGAAAAGGCUUCUUGAAGAACUUGGAGAGAACAGACUUCCAUAUAUGACUCCAGCCGAUGAUGAUUUCCAUCAGUUGUGGAAGACCAAAUAUUCCAAGCUGAUUUUCAGAAAAUCUGAGACAGUACCUGAAGAGCUCCAUCAAAUGGUACAAAAAGGCUUUCUGACCUUGCGAGAACACGAUUGUUUCUUUCAAGAUCUUGUAAGGAUCAAAGGAAAAGAUUUCCUUACUCCAGUGUCUCGUAUAUUAAUUGGAAACCCAGGAUGCACUUACAAGUACUUGAACACAAGAUUGUUUACAGUUCCUUGGCCUACUGAAGGUUAUGAUAUAAAAUAUUGCAGUCCUCAGAUACAUGAUGCUUGUAAAGCAUUAAUCAGACUUAAUGACUACUUGCAUAUUGAAGCAGUCAAGACAUUACAAGGACAAAAUUUAUGUGAGACCAAAGAAAUUACAGAUACUACUGUAAUAGAUAGGGAGCAAAGUUUUGCUACUUCUCUUACGGAGCGAGGGUCUGUUUCAAAAGAUCAAAGCAGUGUUUGUGUUCCAGAGGAUGACUCCAUAAGCCUGAAGAACAGAACAUCUUAUAACCUGACUUUAUUAAAUUAUAUGGAUCCACUGCAAAUGCUGUACUUGAAACAAGAACCUUAUUUUGGAAUGGGGAACAUGGCAGUGAGCUGGCACCACGACGAGAAUCUGGUUGAAAGGUCGACGGUUGCUGUGUACAGUUACAGCUGUGAAGAUUCAGGUGUGGGAGAAAGCAAUGAACAAGAACUGAAGGGAAGAGACCCAGCUGUUUGGCACGUAGGCUUGAAGGUAGCGUGGGACAUUGAGACACCUGGAUUAGCAAUACCACUUCACCAAGGAGACUUCUACUUGAUGCUUGAUGAUCUCAAUAUGACACAUCAGCACUGUGUUGUGGCUGGUUUAUCACCUCGAUUCAGCUCAACUCAUCGAGUGGCAGAUUGUUCUAGAGGAACAUUGGAAUACAUAUUUGGACAAUGUGAACUGGCACUCCAGAAUUUACAGACUGAUUCUGAUUCAAUGGCUUUAUCUUUGAAAUCACUGGAAGCUGCAGUUGUGAAGCAAGUAGAAGAAAUACAUAAUGAGGUUGAAUUUGAGUGGCUUAGGCAGUUUUGGUUCCAAGGCAAGAGGUAUUUGAAGUGCACUGAUUGGUGGCUUAAGCCUAUGGCUAAAUUGGAAGAAUUUUGGAGAAAAAUGGAGAUUAUGACAAGUCUGGUCCUCUCUGAAGUUAGAAAAGAACAACAAAUUGAGGAACAAAGGAAUGAAACCAUCAGCUGCUUCCUGCUAGUCCUUAAGGAGCGACAGAGGCUGCGUAAAGAAUGGACAGUAAGAUGCCAGUCAGAUGCAGCAGAGAGCUUGCCAGAAGACCAGAAACCAGAAUGUCAUCCCUUCUGGACAGAUGAUGAUGAAUGUAAUAUGCCUCUACCAUAUGAUCUUGAAGAAGUAAUUGCUUAUCUGCAAAAUCUUACUCAAUGGAUAACAAGUGACCUUCCAGCCUAGAAUUAUUGAUGCUCAUCAUCUGGGGAGAAGCUUUGUAGUUUAACAUAAAUCCUUUUCAGCUUUAUGAUUCCUUCAUUAUGUGUUGUUUUAUAUGUCAAUGCAGAUUUUACCAGUCAUCGCACAGUACCUUAGUUACUGUCUCAUAAUAAAAAAGACCAGCCCCCAAAUUUACAGAAGCAUGUGUUUUUUAAGACCUGAAGUCCAGAACACCAGCUUUAGUUCUGUCCUCCUCUGCUCUGAUUCCCAUUGACCCUACAGCCCAGGGAUAUCCAUGUUUCACAGAAGCACAGAAUGGAUCAGGUUGGAAGGGACCACAGUGGGAUCAUAUGAUCCAACCUCCCUGCUCAAGCUGGGUUGUUCUAGAGCACAAGACACAGGAUUGCAUCCAGACAGUUCUUGAUUAUCUCCAGUGAGGGAGAUAUUACCCUCUCUGGGCAAUCUGUUCUUCCUCAUAUUGAGGUGGGACUUCCUGAGCAUCAGUUUCUGCCCAUUGUCUCUUGUCCUGUAUCUCGGCACCACCAAGCAGAGCCUGGUCCAUCCUCUGACACCCUCCUCCAGAUACUGGUAGUCAUUGAUAAUGUUCCUUCUCAGUCAUCUCUUCUUGAGGCUGAACAGGCCCAACUCCCUCAACCAGUGUGUUUUCACAGGUUCCUUUGGUAUCUAUAUUUCAGCUUCCGUGAGUGCCUACAACUGCCUCCGGUUUGACAGGUUUGAGCAACACAAGGUGUAUCUCAUACCUGUGGCAAAGCAGACUUAAUGAUUUGGACAUCCUAAUGAGAGGUGAGGUUGGGGUGAGCCUGCUGGAGGUCUUCAAAACAGAGCUAUGAAUUCUUCAUCCACUAACACGGAGGGGCAGGAGAUGAUGGAGAUAAUCCUUUAUGCAGUGGCUCCUUGUUAGACCAUUUUUUCUGAUGAGGAACUCUGGAGGAGCAUCCUAACAUAGAUCCCAAGACUUUCUUGCUGCUUUGCAUCAUAGCAGUUGAGUACUCCUGGGAGAGAUUUCCAAUGUGAAUCUAAACCUCCUGGGCUCCCUGGAGCUCAGAAUUCAGUUCCUAACCAUUAUUUUGUUUUUUACGUGUUGUGAAUUCUGUUCUGAGACCAGGUUUCCCAGUGCACUGCCUGAAGAGCUGAUGGACCUAAAUAAGGAUUUCCAUUUGGGUUGUUGGGUUGAUAUUGGGCAUUACAGCAUCUAGUGAGAUCUAUGAGAACAAAACCAGAAGACUAUGAGAAAUGAAGCUGUUUGUGAACUGUUUUGUAGUAAUGCGCUAUAAAAAGAACAAUUCUAGGUUGGAUGAUAUAUAGCACUGCUGAAUGAGAUAGAGAAUUUUGAUUUGGUUAAAUUGCUAUUUUAACUUGAACUGGUGUACAACUUUGCCACAAAAAGCAGAAUAAAAUCAUUACAGUGAAAAAGCACUCAGGCUCUAUUACCACUACAAAAGAGGCCAGUAAGACUCAGAGCUUGACGUUGCCACCAAGAAAUGAAUAUGCCUCCCGUGUUAAUCUUCUGUUUAAAGUCACUGCUGAGGCCAGGCUCACCCAGAGCAUACCAGCAUUCUGUACUGGCAAAGAGCUCUGUGUGCAGAUGAGGCUUGUCCUGCUGAAAACUGUACUUUUGACAGUCUAACGUGUGCCAGACCUCCCUGGAGCUAAAGAAGCUGUGCCAGUAAAAAUUCAGUUUUAGUGGUAUGAAACUGUGUCCACACCUACAAGCUUUUGCCAGAACAAUUAUAUCAAGUAGAGAUUGUACCUCAUAACACUUUUGGCAUAGUUGUGCCAGCAAAACUGUAAAGACCUGAAUCAAGUGUUUUCAUUGUAGUCCUGGGCUUCUGCAAAAACUGUUAGCCACCCUUUAGAAUGUAAAGACUCUCUCAAGAAUAUAUUAUUAUUUAAAGUAGAUUUAAUUAUAUUAUUACCUUGAUCCACACAUUUAUCUAUUGUCUCUUGUGCCACAGAUUUCAUAUCAUUU